AUGGUCAUGCGUGCGACGCUGGCCGAAUUAGCGCAGUUGCUCGAAGCUGAGAUCGUCGGUGACGGGCAGAUGACGAUCUGCGGUCUUGCGUCCCUCGAGGAAGCAAAGGCCGGUGAUUUGGCCUUCGUGGCUGGCGACCGUAACGCCCGGGGUCGUCUCGCCGCGUCGCAUGCCAGUGCGGUUCUCGUCGCACCGGAUAUGCCGGUGGAUCGGCCGGCUCUUCGCGUGCCCGAUCCGUAUCUCGGAUUCAUCUGCUUGGUUGAGGAAUACUUCCCACAGCAGCACCCGGCCUGGGGUAUCGAUGCCCUCGCCGUGCUGGCCCCGGACGUUGUGGUGGGUCAGCGCGUGAGCGUUGGGCCGUGUGUGGUGAUCGGUAGGGGCACCCGGUUGGAAGACGAUGUUGUCAUCUAUCCUGGAACCUACAUUGGACCCGGGUGCCACAUCGGACCGGAAUGCGUCUUAUAUGCCAACGUGAGCCUGUACUCUCAGGUGACACUGGGGCGUGGCGUGGUCAUUCACAGCGGCGCGGUCAUUGGUGCGGAUGGCUUCGGGUACCGCCGCUUGGACGGCGGGGACUACCGCAAGAUCCCUCAGAUUGGCGGCGUCCUUAUUGGCGACGGCGUAGAGAUCGGCGCCAAUACGUGCAUUGACCGUGCCACCCUCGGCAACACGGUCGUUGAGGUCGGGGCGAAGCUUGACAACCUUGUGCAGAUUGGACACAACAGUACGGUGGGGGCUUACACCGUUGUGGCCGGGCAGGCGGGGGUGUCGGGAAGCGUGCGGGUGGGUACCGGGGUGCGCAUGGGCGGGCAGGCCGGCAUCGCAGAUCACGUGACUGUCGGCGAUGGGGCGGCCAUCGCCGGGCAAGCCGGCGUGGCGGCCGAUGUGGAACCCGACACGACGGUGUUCGGUUCGCCGGCAGUUCCCUCAACCCUUGCCAAGCGAGCACAUCUCUAUGGGCUGAAGCUUGGGGAAUUGUUUCAAAGUGUCAAGCGGCUUCAGCGGCGCCUUGAGGCGCUCGAGAGCCGAAGCGAGGGGAAAUGA
Messenger RNA from Geodia barretti, 1044 nucleotides. NCBI's taxonomy places the organism in Eukaryota, Metazoa, Porifera, Demospongiae, Tetractinellida, Geodiidae. The record is from the annotation of a GenBank genome assembly.